Messenger RNA from Carassius auratus (goldfish), 1655 nucleotides. RefSeq names its product gap junction gamma-1 protein-like. The record is from RefSeq and is a predicted model, not a curated record. Gene Ontology annotation, biological process: cell-cell signaling. Gene Ontology annotation, molecular function: gap junction channel activity. Bases 212 to 1456 code for a protein of 414 amino acids. Lineage: Eukaryota; Metazoa; Chordata; Actinopteri; Cypriniformes; Cyprinidae. The transcript is spliced from 2 exons. Gene Ontology annotation, cellular component: connexin complex.
UAUUUGUGUGUAGUGUUGCUCCUGAGUGUCACUGCCUGUACUUGGUGGUGAAUGGCUUUGAGAGAAAAUGAUCCAUUGUGUCUCUUUACUUCUCACUGGUGCGAUAGUGUCAAAGUUUGUGUGUUCGUGAUCAGUUCCAGCUAAUUCUUCAAAGACGUGGUGAAGAGAUCUGCUAUGGAGUGAACAUAAGUAAAGAGUUACUGUCACCAACAUGAGUUGGAGCUUUCUCACUCGACUGUUGGAGGAAAUCCACAACCACUCCACGUUUGUGGGGAAAGUUUGGCUGACUGUGCUAAUUAUCUUCCGGAUCGUUCUGACCGCUGUGGGAGGUGAAUCAAUCUACUCCGAUGAGCAGACAAAGUUCACCUGCAACACUAAGCAGCCCGGCUGUGACAACGUAUGCUACGAUUCCUUCGCCCCGCUGUCACACGUCCGGUUCUGGGUGUUCCAGAUCAUCAUGAUCUCCACCCCCUCCGUCAUGUAUCUGGGUUACGCCAUCCAUAAGAUCGCCCGUGCCUCAGAGGAGGAACGGUGCAAGAACAAGAUUUAUCAAAAGAGGAACUGCCACAGUCGGUGGAGAAAUGGACACCACCUAGAGGAGGUCUUGGAGGAAGACGACGCCGAGCCAAUGAUCUACGAAGAAGACAUGUUGGAUGAGCAGGAGGUCAAACCAGAGACAGACAAGGGCAAAUGCCAAGAUCCAGCGAAGCAUGAUGGCCGCCGUCGGAUCAUGCAAGAAGGCUUGAUGAGGAUGUAUGUGCUUCAGCUUUUAUCCCGUGCCAUCUUUGAGGUGGGGUUCCUCAUGGGUCAAUAUCUCCUUUACGGCUUCCGCGUUAACCCUUCGUAUGUCUGCAACAAGAUCCCAUGCCCACACAGAGUAGACUGCUUCGUAUCUCGACCCACGGAGAAGACCAUCUUUUUACUCAUCAUGUACGUGGUGAGCUGUCUUUGUCUGCUGCUCAAUGUUUGUGAGAUGUUUCACUUGGGGAUUGGUUCCUUCCGUGACACUCUUAGUAAACGUCGAAGAAAUGGUCAACAACCUCCAUACGGCUACCCUUACUCCAGGAACAUUUCUAGUUCUCCGCCUGGAUACAACCUGGUGGUUAAAUCUGACAAACCGGGUCGCAUUCCCAACAGCAUCAUCCUACAGGACCAGAACAUGGCCAGAGUGAUUCCUGAACAGCAUUGCACAAGUCCUGAUGAGAAUAUUCCCUCUGACCUGGCUACACUGCACCAUCAUUUACGAAUAGCUCAGGAACAACUUGACAUGGCUUUUCAGACAUAUAACACAAAAAACGCUCAUAUCUCCAGAGCUAGCAGCCCUGUGUUUGGUGGCACAAUGACAGAGCAGAACCGGGUCAAUACAGCUCAGGAGAAACAGGGUGCACGACCGAAAGCCAGCACUGAGAGGGCAGGGACAAUAGCAAAAAACGGAAAGACUUCUGUGUGGAUUUAACUCUUAUCUGACUAGUCAUGAUGCAUUAUCCUCCAAAACAUAUUGUUUAGUUAGUGAGGGCAUGACUGAACAUUAUGUACCCAAGUUCUGUUGAACAUUAAACAAAAUUGAACAAUAAAUAUAUUGUAGAAGGGUAGUAUUCAUUUAUGAAACUCUUUACCUUGCUUUACUGUGUUUUCCCUUCCUCUGAAUAAUUACU